This is a messenger RNA of Nanorana parkeri, 1899 nucleotides long. RefSeq names its product gastrula zinc finger protein XlCGF57.1-like. The transcript is spliced from 6 exons. Lineage: Eukaryota; Metazoa; Chordata; Amphibia; Anura; Dicroglossidae. The coding region runs from base 1 to 1899 and encodes 632 amino acids. The record is from RefSeq and is a predicted model, not a curated record. Gene Ontology annotation, molecular function: DNA-binding transcription factor activity, RNA polymerase II-specific; RNA polymerase II cis-regulatory region sequence-specific DNA binding. Gene Ontology annotation, biological process: regulation of DNA-templated transcription.
AUGGAGGAUCUGCAGACCUUCAAAUAUGAAAAAUGUAGAAACAAUAUAUUUUGCUUCAAUGAAGUGAUAUGGAACAUCACACUGGAGAUCAUCUGCCUGCUGACUGGAGAGGACUGUGCUGUAGUUAUGAAGACAUCUCUUGAGAAUAUUACAGAAGGGAAAAGUCCCCGCUUGUCCACAAGAACGAGACGCAGACCAAAAACCAUCACCGUGCCCCCACCUACCUUCCUGACCCUUAGGAAGACCACCAAGAAGAUCCUAGAAGGUAAGGACCUGAUGGAUAUGAAAGUUGAGGUUAAAGAGGAAGAAGAAGAGAAGUUUGUGAGCGGAGCUCAGCAGUCUAUGGAGGAAGUUGGGAUGAUUCCGAAAAGUAAAGAGGAGGAUUCCACUCUAGACAUCGGCACAGACGGCCGCCAUGUCCGGAAUACCUCGGAGGGAGAUCUUCACUCUGAAGUGAAUCACAUACGUCCAAUGAUACACCACAGAACACAUUGUCUGGAGACAUCAAUGGAUCCCUCUAAUCCUGAGGAAUCUUCUGACCAAUCACAUCACAUGACUUCAGAUAUUGAUCUCGGUUCCCACAGUGAAGAUCCGUCUACAGAUCCAACUAUCCCCGAGGGAUCUUCUCUCAGCCAUGAAGGAGAUCACACAGGAGAGAGGUCAUUGUCAUGUUUGGCGUGCGGGAAAGACUUUAAGAUGAAAUCGGAACUUCUUCUACAUCUCAAAACCCACAACCAUGUGACCUUUUCAUGUUCAGCGUGCGGGAAAUCUUUCACUGAGGAAAGCGAGCUUCUUAAACACCAGAAAUAUCACAAGGGUGAGAAUUCUUACUCCUGUUUAGAGUGCGGGAAACACCUCAGUACAAAAGCAUACCUGGUUAUACAUGAGAGAAUUCACAUGGGUGAGCGUCCUUAUUCAUGUCCAGAGUGCGGGAAAAGUUUCACUGUUAAAACAAGCCUUCUUAGACACCAGAGAAUUCACACAGGUGAGCGUCCUUAUGCAUGUUCAGAGUGCGGGAAAAGUUUUACUAACAAAAGAUCUCUUCUUACACACCAGAUAAUUCACACAGGUAAGCGUCCGCAUUCAUGUGCAGAAUGUGGGAACAGUUUUAAUGACAAAAGAGCUCUUCUUAGUCACCAGAGAAUUCACACAGGUGAGCGUCCCUAUUCAUGUGCAGAAUGUGGGAAAAGUUUCAGUGCUAAAACAAGCCUUCGUAGACACCAGAGAAUUCACACAGGUGAGCGUCCUUAUGCAUGUUCAGAGUGCAGGAAACGUUUUACUGACAAAAGAGCUCUUCUUAGUCACCAGAGAAUUCACACAGGUGAGCGUCCAUAUUCAUGUUUAGAGUGUGGGAAAGGUUUCGCUAAAAAAGGAUCCCUUUUUACACACCAAAGAACUCACACAUGUGAACACCCUUAUGCAUGUUCUGAAUGUGGGAAAAGAUUUUGUCAGAAGAAACAUGUUCUGAGACACCAGAGAAUUCACACAGGUGAGCGUCCGUAUUCAUGUUUAGAGUGCGGGAAACGUUAUAUUGACAAAGGAUCCCUUCUUAGGCACCAAAGAACUCACACAGGUGAGCGUCCGUAUUCAUGUUUAGAGUGUGGGAAAGGUCUCGCUAAAAAAGAAUCCCAUUUUACACACCAAAGAACUCGCACAGGUGAGCGUCCGUAUGCAUGUUCUGAAUGUGAUAAAAGUUUUUCUAGGAAGGACCAUGUUCGUAGACACCAGAGAAUUCACACAGGUGAGCGUCCGUAUUCAUGUAUAGAGUGCGGGACAUACAUAAGACAGCAAAAAGAUCAGCACCUAGACCGACUAGGUGUAGACCGGGCAAACAGCGGCUCCUCCGGGAGUUAUCGCUACAGUAUGAUGACUCCCGCACCGGAGGCUUCACGCAGGUGA